GAUAAUAAUGGCGUUCAGUAAUCAAAAACUGUUGACAAUACUCAAGAUUGUGAUGUCUAUUCACAUGACUUUGGCCAACAUAUACUGUAUUUAUAUAAUAGUGGUGUGGGGUAUGGCGUUGGGUGGCGACGAAACUGGCCCAGAUGAAAACACUAUAGAUAAACAGAAAGUGACAAUCGGGUUGGUCAUCACUGUGAUUGGGCUAUUGGUGGGCAUUAUUGGUUUGGUGGGUGUUAUUAAGGAAAGCAAAUGUAUCGUGAUCAUGUUGCUGGUGGUGACCAUCGCGGCUAUUAUAGCCAACUUUGCCAUGGUGAUGUUUGUGUCAGCCGUGUGGGGUAUUGUGGUGGCUGUGGUUACGGCAGUGUAUUUGUACUUGAUCAUUCAGAAAGAAAAGGAGACUGACUUUACUGAUAGGCCUACCAGUCCUUGUAAUCAAAAAACAUUGACAACCCUUAAGAUAGCGAUGUCUGUACACAUCGUAUUGGCCAACAUUUUCUGUAUAUAUAAAAUAGUUGCGUUGGGUAUGGAGUUGGGCGGCAACGACACCGACCCUAAUGGAUAUACAAUUGAUAAACAGAAAGUGAUAAUCGGAUUGGUUCUGGCGGUGUUAGGGCUAUUGGUGGGCAUCAUUGGUCUGGUGGGUGUUAUUAAGGAAAACAAAUGGAUUGUGAUUGUUUUACUGGUAGUGACCAUCGUAGCUAUUAUAGGCAACUUUGUCACCAUGAUGUUUGUUAUGGCUAUAUGGAAUAUAGUAGUCGCUGCGGUAACGGCAGUUUAUUUGUACAUGAUCAUUCAGAAAAAUAAAGCGGUUGGCGCUACCAGGGCUUGA
Medioppia subpectinata is the source of this 829-nucleotide messenger RNA. The record is from the annotation of a GenBank genome assembly. Lineage: Eukaryota; Metazoa; Arthropoda; Arachnida; Sarcoptiformes; Oppiidae.